AUGCACUCAUCAACGAGAGCUAACGUUCACGUUGCAACAGUACUGUUGAGUGGUGAUUUAAUAGUUUUUGGUGUAGUUCCCUAUCUAAAUCAAAACGAUUACAUACGGCUUGCUGGUGUUUGUUCGGAAUGGAGAAGGGCUAUUCUGUGGGCAGCGUCUUCCACUCUUUUACCAACCACAACAACUCCCAUUCAUGACAAAGUCUAUAGCAAUAGACUUCGACGUGAGAAGUUUCUACAAAAGAUUAAGGGAAGGCAUCAUGAUAUGUUUCAAUUAUUUUCCAAGUUUGAAUUUAGAGAUUGUCAAUUGAUGAACGCACAUUUCAAAACAAUGUUUCAUUCUCAGACCAUUUCUUCCAUUCAACUGAAUAACACUAAUUUUGUUUCAAGUAGUAUUCUACCAAGCCAUGUGGAUUUGAAAACGUUGAAAGAUUUACAUCUUGUCAAUAUUACAUUGUCCACGAGUGAUGUUCAAAACAUUGCGCGUGGAUUACGCCAUUUCAACAAAUUAACCCUCACCAAUAAUGGAAUGGAUCAUCGAGGCGUUUCACUAUUAUUACAAGGGAAUUAUUGCAAUCUUGUUUCGUUCAAGAUUUUUAAUCCAAUUGGAUGUGAAGGGGUGACUGAAUUACUGAACUCGGAGGUUAUUUCACAAUUGAAAGAAUUAUUCAUUGGGAAUUUGAAAUCUGAUGAACAGAAAGGCGUGUCCAAUAUUGUUCACAACUCGGUACAUUCCAGAGACCUUGCAAAGUUAGAAUCUCUGGAAUUGUUAUUCACACGUUUAGAUCCCACAAGCUUCAACAGUAUUUUGAAACGAGCUACUAAUUUGAAAUAUUUGGGAUGUAAAUCUCCAUUAAGCCCUGAAUAUUCCUCUAAAACCAUCGACUACACACUUAUUUCACAAAUGCAUUCCAUAGAGAGCAUUUCUUUCUUUGGGAGCGCCUCACGAACAAUUUCUCACCAAAUAAUUUCACAUCUGAACCAUCACCCUAACUUGAAUCGAAUUGAUUUCUUGUCAUUGACACACUCACAACCAUUGCAGGAGCUAUGUAAGGGCAACAAUGAUUUGAAAUUUUUCAGAGCAUACCUUGAUAUCACACGAGCAGAGGACCUCAAAACUUUGUUCACAAGAUUUCAAAAUAUCACAACUCUCAUUUUAGGAAGGUGUAAUCUGAACAAUGAAUGUUUGAAAUCCAUAUCUCUUCUUUGCAAUGUCAUUGACUUGGAUGUUAGUGAAAAUGUAUUUGAUUCAGAGGGCGUGAAAUAUUUAUGCCAAAUGAAAAGUUUGGAGCGUAUCAAUAUGGAUUCAUGUCAAAAUUUAUGUGACCGAACAUUGCAAUACAUUUCGAAAGGAAAUUUAAUUCGUUUGAACUAUUUGAGUUUGUAUCAUACACCAAUCACAGAUCGAGGAUUGAUAUUUCUGUCUGAAUCUCGUUCUCUACCAUCACUUUCACUGUUAGAUAUUGGAUUGACUCAGAUUGGAGAUGAAGGCCUUGUUGCUCUUUCAAAGGGCGUUUUAAAGGAUCAAAUUAAGGAUCUCUAUUUGCAUUACACAAAGACUGGAUUUCAAGGACUGUCUCGAGUUUUGACCGAUUUGAAAAAUUUGAAAUGUCUUUGUUUCAUGGAGACCAAUUGCCGAUGGAUGUGUUUGAUGACCAUCAAAUUGCUUGCUUCUUUCAAAAAGGUAACAAUUUCAAAAAACUUUUUAGAUUGUGAUUUCAUUUUGAAUAAGGUGGUGAUGUGA
Molecule: messenger RNA, 1743 nt
Organism: Naegleria lovaniensis
Lineage: Eukaryota; Heterolobosea; Eutetramitea; Acrasida; Naegleriidae
Exons: 1
Coding region: 1-1743 (580 amino acids)
Biological process (GO): SCF-dependent proteasomal ubiquitin-dependent protein catabolic process
Cellular component (GO): SCF ubiquitin ligase complex
Molecular function (GO): protein binding
Source: RefSeq, a predicted model, not a curated record